AAUUAAUGUUACCACUCUCUCAAGUAAAAUAGAAGUCUAAUUCAUUUUAGCACAUAUACCAUCGUCAGUCAAAUUCCUUAUUGCAAAAGCAUUUUGAAACAAGAAAAAAUUCUCCUGUUACUAUCGUCAGAGCCCCCGCUCUACCUAAGAGGCAACCCUUGAGUGGUUCUACUCUGUGUUUAAGAACUCCCUAUCCUGACGUUAAAUUAAGAAUAUUUACAUAAGUAUUUGAUGCCUGUAUUUUAAGCAAACAGAAGAAUCGAAGUUUGAUUCUACAAUGAAAUAUGAUGAUUCAUAAAAUUAAUAAUUGAGUUCUUUUGCAGAUAUAAAGACAGAUAAAUUAAGCUGUACAAAAACAACUGCUGCUGAAAGUGUAGAAGAGGAGAAACAAUAAGUCAAAAGUACUUUGCCAUCUUAAUUAGCUCAAAGAAAAUUUUGCAAAAUAAUCAUAUCUAUAAAUGUAAAAACAACUUCUUGAUCGAGAUUUAGAGAUACUCCAGUUAUAAAGAACCAUCAAAAUUCUCAAAGAUUAAAAUGUAUUUGAUAAAUUUAACAUAGAAAAAACUCACUAACGAAAAUUCUGUCCUGAAAAAAGAAAACACUCAUAUCAAAACUAAGAUUGAUUCGCUUGAAAAAAGAAUUGAAGGAUCUCCAGCACAUGCGAGAAUAUCAGAAUAUACAUCUGCGUUAACUGAGGUUGAUAAAGUUAAAAUCGAGUCACUUUUAAACUGA
Molecule: messenger RNA, 732 nt
Organism: Paramecium octaurelia
Lineage: Eukaryota; Ciliophora; Oligohymenophorea; Peniculida; Parameciidae
Source: the annotation of a GenBank genome assembly